Esox lucius (northern pike) is the source of this 4387-nucleotide messenger RNA. RefSeq names its product E3 ubiquitin-protein ligase RNF123. NCBI's taxonomy places the organism in Eukaryota, Metazoa, Chordata, Actinopteri, Esociformes, Esocidae. The transcript has 38 exons. The record is from RefSeq and is a predicted model, not a curated record. Gene Ontology annotation, molecular function: protein binding; ubiquitin-protein transferase activity. Bases 349 to 4314 code for a protein of 1321 amino acids. Gene Ontology annotation, cellular component: cytoplasm.
ACACCACUACACUGUUUCACAUUUUUCUACCGCUACAUUCUCCGACCUAAUAUUAUUUAUCAGUUCAUUCGCCUUCUGCAAGGACUUGUAAUUUGGACCAACCGGUACUCCGUAACUUGGAAUAGCUUGACAAGAGGAUUGUUGUUUUAUUAAAGGGGGUGAUAUUCUUGAGGAGAUAUCGGGAGCUGUAGCUUGCAGUCUGCUUCAUAACUGGGAUUUUAGUUCAUACAAACGGAACCGGUCUCUCGAUACAUUUUAGUAGGUUUUUGAGGUCUCGCAAGGGAACUGGUGGUGUAUGGGACAACGUUGGCAGGUAGCUCCAACCCCUGUCCAACCCACCGAGGCAGCAUGAGUUCUAAGGGGGGAGGUGGCACAGCCCUGAACCGAAGGAACUACAGACUGGCCUCUGAUACAGAUAAGCCCAAAGUGACAGGUAUUGUGAAUGAGAAGCUACUGAGUGACUACCUCCAUCAUGUAUUCCCAGCCUCCCACCUAACCUGCCCCCCGCUGGCAUCCCUCAGGAAACCUCUGAGCUUCCAGGACCUGGGAGCUCACCUGGAGAGGCUUUUGGCUGAGGGGGAGCCCCCUGAGGACACUAGAGAUCAACCUGUGGAUGGUCGUCUUGGCCCUCUCUCCGUAGUCCUAGAUCACACCAGUGGCUUCGAAGGCCUCUUGUUCGUAGAUGAUGACCUUCUGGGGGUCAUCGGUCAUAGCAAUUUCAGCUCUAUCAGAGCCACAACAUGUGUAUACAAAGGGAAAUGGGCGUACGAGGUUCUGAUCUCAUCCCAGGGCCUGAUGCAGAUCGGUUGGUGCACUUUGAACUGCAGGUUUAACCAAGAGGAGGGAGUGGGAGAUACUCCAGACUCGUACGCUUACGAUGGCAACAGAGUCAGGAAGUGGAAUGUGACAACAACCAAUUAUGGCAAGUCCUGGGCUGCAGGAGACAUUGUGAGCUGUUUGAUAGACCUCGACGAGGGAACCAUCACUUUCUGCCUGAAUGGCCAGUCCCUGGGCACAGCCUUCAGCAACAUAAAGAUGGGUCCAGGCGUGGCUUAUUUCCCUGCUAUCAGCUUGUCAUUCAAAGAGUCGGUGGCGUUCAACUUCGGCAGUCGACCCCUCAGAUAUCCUGUAGAGGGCUACCGGCCUCUGCAGAACCCUCCGACUGCAGACCUGCUCAGGGCCCACAAGCUGCUGGGCUACAUCAAGACUGUCCUGUCCACUACCUUGGACACACAGGAGGAGAAGGUUGUUGAGAAAGACAGUGCCUGCUGGAGUAUUCAUGGAGAACCCACCACCCUAGUAACUCUGGCCCUCAUCUUCAACUACUUCGCCCCUCUGAUGUGUAAGGUGUAUCUAGUAGAAGAUGUCCUGAUGAACUUCCUGCUGGGUAUAUUGGAGGGGGGAGGCUCAGUGGAUGAACACCCCCUCAUCCAGCAGCUACUAGAUCUCUUUUGGCUGCUCAUGGAGGACUAUGAGGUGAACGAGUGCCUGAAGCAGCUGAUGAUGUCACUACUGAGGGCAUAUAGGUUUUCCCCCAUCAUCCCAGACCUGGGCUUCCAGAUUCACUACCUGCGCUUGACGACGGCCAUCCUGCGCCAUGAGAAGUCGAGGAAGUACCUACUUAGCAACGUUCUGUUUGACGUGCUUCGCUCCGUGGUGUUCUUCUACAUCAAGACCCCUCUGAGGGUGAAGGAGGCGGGGUUGGAGGAACUCAUCCCCACCACCUGGUGGCCCACGCGCUUUGAUAAAGAGGGAAAGGACGAGAUGGAGUCUAAAGACGAGAGCGCAGAGGAGAGGCUGAGACGCCGGGCCUAUGAGAGAGGCUGCCAGCGGCUCAAGAAGAGGAUUGAGGUGGUGGAGGAGCUGCAGGUUCAGAUCCUGAAGCUAAUGCUCAACAACAAGGACAAAGGGACGGGGGAAGCGUCACGGUACAUAUUCCUGAAUAAGUUCCGGAAGUUUCUGCAGGAGAAUGCCAGCAACAGAGGGCAUCCCACAGCGCUGUGUCCUCCAGAGUACAUGGUGUGCUUCCUGCAUCGUCUCAUCACAGCCGUGAGGAGCUACUGGGACGAGGGCAAGAGGAAGAGUCCUAGUAGCAUCAGCAGCGAUGAAGCCUACGUUCCUCCUCAGCUUUUCUACAAUGGAAAGGUAGACUACUUUGACCUGCAGCGACUUGGAGGGCUUCUCUCACAUCUGAAGAAAACCCUCAAAGAUGACCUGGCUGCCAAAGCCAACAUCAUUAUUGACCCGGCUGAGAUCCAGGCUACCUCCAUGGACGAUCUGGAUGAAGAUGAGGAGAGUGGAGCUGCCCAGAGGCCUUUCGGUGCGGUAGCCAUGGGCGGAGCUUUGGCCAGACCCAGCUGGCUUAGUUCUCCGACGCUCGGCCGGGCUAAUCGUUUCCUGAGCACGGCUGCCGUCAGCCUCAUGACCCCCAGGCGCCCCCUGGUGCCCCCCGAGAAGGUCAAGGUUCGCACCCUGGCCGUGGAGCAGAGAACGGAGGAGGACAUCGAGGGAAGCCAUGGUAACGAUGGACUGUUGCUGGGGCGACCGUUGGAAGAGCCUGACCAGCCAAUCACAGAGAAGUCUCUGCUGGAGAUAUUGGACGGUAUCGUCAUGAUGUACAACCUGAGCGUUCAUCAACAGCUGGGCAAGAUGGUGGUGGUAUCGGAUGACGUCCAUGAAUACGCCGUGGCUUUGAAGGACACGGAGGAGAAGAUAGCACGCUGUCCUGGAAGAAGAUCAGACAUCUUGGAGGAGCUCCAGAAGAGUCAGAAGGUGUUUGCUGAGAAGCUGAAUCACCUGAGCAGGAGAUUGGCCUGGAUCAACGCAACCAUCUACUCUAAGGAGAAGAUGCUGGACGUGUACUGGCUGUUGAGGGUCUGCAUUCGCACCAUCGAGCACUCAGACCGCACAGGGUCGCUGUUCGCAUUCACCCCAGAGUUCUACCUCAAUGUGGCCAUGAACAGCUACAGUGCCCUCAAGAACUACUUCAGCCCCUCCAACUGCAUGGAUGAGCUCCCAGGCUACGAGGACACCCUCACUCAACUGGCUGCUAUUCUCGCAAACCACUUUGCUGACCCCCGGAUUGUUGGGACAGACAUAAAAGACUCCCUCAUGCAGGCUCUAGCCAGUUAUGUUUGUUACCCGCAAUCCCUCAGGGCUGUGGAAAGGAUCCCAGAAGAACAACGAGUGGCCAUGAUGACCAACCUUUUGGCUCCUUAUGAACAGAGGCCCUGGGCUCAGACCAACUGGAUUCUAGUUCGGCUGUGGAGGGGCUGUGGCUUUGGAUACAGAUACACCCGACUACCCCAUCUGCUGAAAACCAAACCAGAGGAUGCCAACCUACCCAGUCUGCAGAAGCCGUGCCCAUCCCUUCUGCUGCAGAGACACAUGGCGGAGCUUCUCUCUCUGGAUAAAGACAUGGCCGCCUCCUUCCUCAACUCUGUCCUCAACCAGCUCAACUGGGCCUUCUCCGAGUUCAUCGGCAUGAUUCAGGAGAUACAGCAGGCAGCCGAGCGUCCUGAGAGGAACUUUGUGGACACGAGGCAACUGAAGGUGUGCGCCACUUGUUUCGACCUUUCUGUCAGCCUGUUGCGGGUCCUGGAGAUGACCGUCACCCUGGUUCCACAGAUCUUCCUGGACUGGACACGCCCAUCCGCUGAACUGCUGCUCAGACGCUUGGCUCAGCUUCUGAACCAGGUGCUAAACCGAGUGACGGCGGAGAGGAACCUCUUUGACCGUGUGGUCAACCUCCGUCUCCCAGGCCUAGAGAGUGUGGACCACUACCCCAUCCUGGUGGCUGUGACCGGCAUCCUGGUUAGACUUCUGGUGGACUGUGAGAGACAGGGGGUGUCACGGGCGGCUGCAGUGUUGUUGUCUGACCCCUGCUUCCAGCUGCACUCCAUCCAGCACCUCCUCGGGGAAGGGGAGGCCCCUCCGACUGCGGUCGCGCUCCCCCACGCCACUACGGGGCCUGCGGCUGGGCUUGCUGCCGCUGCCGCCCCAGUGGAGCGCAAACACUUCUCGUUGCGGGCAUACACAGACUAUAUUAGCGACGAGGAGGAACAGAAGGUGAAGCAGAUGCUGAACCUCCUGACGGAGGAAUCCAAGCAGGCCGCAGCCAGCACCGCGCCCACCAGCGAGGAGGACCUGUGUCCCAUCUGUUACGCCCACUCCAUCUCCGCUGUCUUCAAACCCUGUUCACACAAAUCCUGCAAAGCAUGCAUAAACCAGCACCUGAUGAACAACAAAGACUGUUUCUUCUGCAAGGCCACCAUCACCGGAGUGGAGGACUACAGCAAGCCGUCCACCUCUUAACACACACACACACACACCCACACAACAACAUGAACCCAGUCUCACACACGAACACACACAACAAUGAACCCAG